AUGGAUAAUGAAGGUGUCUGGUCUAAUGGCAAUAAUCGUGGAGUGACAGUUCACCGGCUGUGGCAGGGUAAAAUUGAGUCAGUCAUUUCUGAGUAUGGAUCUAAAGAUGAGCCUGAAGACAUACCCAAGUGGAUGAUUGUGAAUGCCUUGCAGAAAACAUUACACUGUUGUGGCCAGCAUAAUUAUACUGACUGGCUAAAAAAUAAGAACAAAGAAAAUUCAGAACAGGUGCCUUGUUCCUGCAAAAAUUCUACAUUAAGAAAAUGGUUCUGUGAUGUGCCCCUAAAUGCAACUUACCUAGGAGGCUGUGAAAACAAAAUCAGCACAUGGAAGGAUGCUAAUACUUUAACAUUAAUUGUAAUUAGCUUUGGACUUCUGGCUUCAGAGGUUUUUCAGGUCUUAUUCAUUGUCUUUUUCUACAGACACAUCAAGAAUAAGAUAUAUGCAGAAAUGUGA
Nannospalax galili (Upper Galilee mountains blind mole rat) is the source of this 456-nucleotide messenger RNA. It is a transcript of the gene Tspan19, whose product is annotated as tetraspanin 19. Bases 1 to 456 code for a protein of 151 amino acids. NCBI's taxonomy places the organism in Eukaryota, Metazoa, Chordata, Mammalia, Rodentia, Spalacidae. The transcript is spliced from 5 exons. Gene Ontology annotation, cellular component: membrane. The record is from RefSeq and is a predicted model, not a curated record.